CCGGCCCAGCCCGGCGCCCUCGGCAGCCAGCGGGCCUCGGAACAGGCUCCCAGAGCAGACAGGCGACCCGGCCAACGGGUCCCGGGCUCCGGCUCCGCCUACCUGGUCCCGCGCUCGAGCAGCGCCCCCGCCGCGCUGGACCCCAGUGGUCGCGCCGCCGGCGCGCGCCCCGCGGUCCUUCAAUGAACGCCCGUUUUUCAAGUGGAGCAGCGGAGCGGCGCGCCAUUGCUUUGAAAUUGACAUCCAGCGUCCCGGAUGGCUAUGUCACCCGAAAGAGGAGACCCGCUGGCUUUUCUUUUUUUCCUUUUUCUUUUUUUCCGCGUUGAGCCCAUCAAGUUUUGCAAAGCGGGGAGAUACCCUACCCCACCCCUCUCCGGCUCCCCGGCGAGAAGCCGGCGGGGGAGCGAGCGAGAACGCGAGCAGCACGAACGCUAGGGGAGCGCGGCGGUUCCUGGUAGGGCCGCGUCAGGUCAUGAUGAUGGGCAGCACCCCCGUGGCCAAGCUGCUGCUGCUCCACGGUGCGGACCCCAACUGCGCCGACCCAGUCACCCUCACCCGACCGGUGCACGACGCAGCCCGGGAGGGCUUCCUGGAGACGCUGGUGGAGCUGCACCAAGCGGGGGCGCAGCUGGACGUGCGCGACGCGUGGGGCCGCCUGCCCGUGGACCUGGCUGAGGAGAGGGGUCACCGCCACGUAGUCCAGUACCUGCGCGUGGCGGUGAAGGGGGCACCCAGCAUGGUAGCCACGCCCCCUACAGACCCAGAGAUGGGUCCAGCUGAUGACCAACCCGACCCCAACUUAAGGAAACCCUGAUUCACCGAAAUGCAGUGACCUGCAAUCAAGUUUAAAUACAAAAAGAACCCCCAAUCUUUAUUUCCUUUCCCCUAAAAAUCAACUCCCAUUUGUAUUCAAAUCAACUUCCAUUUGUAUUCUUACCAAAAAAAAAGAUUCUAUUAAACUGAUACGGUUGGUAACUUUUCAAUGA
Molecule: messenger RNA, 986 nt
Organism: Sorex araneus (European shrew)
Lineage: Eukaryota; Metazoa; Chordata; Mammalia; Eulipotyphla; Soricidae
Product: cyclin-dependent kinase 4 inhibitor B-like
Exons: 3
Coding region: 473-814 (113 amino acids)
Biological process (GO): regulation of cyclin-dependent protein serine/threonine kinase activity; negative regulation of cell population proliferation
Cellular component (GO): nucleus
Molecular function (GO): protein kinase binding; cyclin-dependent protein serine/threonine kinase inhibitor activity
Source: RefSeq, a predicted model, not a curated record